Chrysoperla carnea is the source of this 2312-nucleotide messenger RNA. RefSeq lists its product as uncharacterized. The coding region runs from base 22 to 2175 and encodes 717 amino acids. The transcript is spliced from 2 exons. NCBI's taxonomy places the organism in Eukaryota, Metazoa, Arthropoda, Insecta, Neuroptera, Chrysopidae. The record is from RefSeq and is a predicted model, not a curated record.
CGAGAGUUUAUUCUUGAGAAAAUGGAUUCAUCUGUUUUAACAUCUGAAGACGUAAUUUAUUUACUAAAACAGAAAUUUGGUGAUACAUCAAAAAUGAAAUUAAUUGAUUAUAACAUUAAACCAUUAUCAGAUAAGAUAGAAGGUUUUAUGGGUAUUCAUUUGCGAUUAAAAUGUGAAAUUAAGUUUCCUGAUCAUCAAUUUGUGUACUUUUUUAUUAAAAAACAAGUGGAAAACCAAGAGGAAAAUGGUUUAGACGAGUCGUUUAAUACUACUGAAGCAUACAAUCGAGAAGCACUAUUUUACGAAAUUUUAGAUGAAAAUUAUAAGAAGUUUCAUGUUGAUUGGGCUCCAAGACAUUAUAAAUUUGAAAAAGAUAAAACCUUAUUAAUUUUGGAUGAUAUCAGUGUUGAUGGUUUUAUGUUAGGGAAAAAGUCUUUACAUUCAUCGUCAGGCUUUGACUUAGACCAUUGUAAAGUGGGAUUGAAAUCAUUAGCACGAUUACAUACAUUUAGUGUACAUUUGGAAAAUGAAAAAGGUAAAAAAAAGCCAAAUUACAAAUUCACCAACGAUAUGCCUCUUUUGUCAGAAGAGAUGUUAAUAACUCUUUCCCAUAAAUUUGGUGAGGCCUACACACUAACAUCUAUACGCUGUUUAAAACUUGCCUUCGAAUAUUUACCAAAUACAACUUCAGAAGAAAAAAACAAUUUGAAGGAUUUGUUUCAAAAAGAAAUGGAUGAAUCUAUUUAUAAUUUAUUUAAACCAUCGACUAAAUUUAAAAAUGUGUUUUGUCAUGGAGAUCUCUGGCAUAAGAAUAUAAUGUUUAAAUACUCCGGCGAAACUCCAAUCGAUUGUAAUUUUGUAGAUUUUCAAGUAUUUCGUUAUUUACCAGGAUCACACGAUGCAUUAUUUUUCAUAUAUUUAAAUACAUCUCCAGAGUUCCGUAAAGAAAAUUUACAUCAAUUAAUGGAAUAUUAUUACGAAGAAUUUUAUACUGGAUUAACGAAUAUUGGAUUGAAUCCUUGCGAAAUAUUUUCAUUAUCUGAUUUUUACGAGAGUUGUGCAAAUUUUUUCUUACUUUCAAAAAUAAUGGCUGCAUUUUAUCUGCAAUUACUUUUCUUAGGCGAUGAAUUUAUCGAAGAACAAUGUAAAAAGGACCCGGCAGCAGAUUUGCGAAUAGAUAUGUUGUUUGGUAAUCGUGAAAAAUAUUUGUUGCCUUUUUUUAAAGAAAAUUGUAGACCUUAUUUGGAUAAAUUUAUGCCACUAGUGGAUGAAGUAAAAGAUGCUUUACUGAAUCGAAAAAUUAUGCGUGAUGAUUGUUUCGACAUAGUUCGACGAAAAAUUGCUUCCGAAAACUAUGUACUUAAAAAUUACGAAGUUUUACCAAAUCGUUCGAAAAACUUAUUAAAAAUCACAAUUUUAUUAAAUGAUACGAUUACCAGUUUAAAUUUCUUUAUGAAAUGUUUGAAUGGUGACUUAAAUCGAAAAGAAGUUUUUAUUUAUCAGUUAUUAUCCUUGAAUGAUUUAUUAAGUAAUAUGGAAGUCAUAAAUCAAAUGAUGCCAAAAUGUUAUUAUAGUGUUAAUGCUAGAUCGAUUGUUCUUGAAAACUUAGAAGAGACUGGCUUCAAACAUGUUGACACAUUAGAUUGCCAAUUAGUGGACACAGUUAUUAAAACUUUGGCAAAAUUUCACUCAGUGUAUUUAGUUUUAGAACACAAAAGUCAAACCGAAAAAGUUCAUAAAUUUUAUGAAUUUUCUGAUAUAAUCGCAGAAUUAGAAAAAGAAAACAGUUGCAGUAAAUCGAAAGAAAAUUUAAUAAAUCUACUGAAACCAUCAAAAACUUUCAAAAAUAUUUUGUGUCAUGGAAAUUUAAGCUUAAAAAAUAUUAUGUUUAAAGAUGGAACUGAAUGCCGGUUUGUUGAUUUCAAACAAAGUCGAUUACUUCCUCCCUCUUAUGAUAUUUUAAUAUUUUUAUACAUGUCAACGUCACAAAGUUUUCGAGAUCAAAAUCUAAAUCAAAUUAUCGAUUCUUACUAUGAUUAUUUAACUAUAGAAUUAGGUCGAUCAAACAUCAUCGUAACUGAGAUUCUAACAUUUAUCGAUUUUAAAAAUAGUUUUGAUGAAAUUAAAUCAAUUUUGGAACAAAAUCCAACACUAAAGAAUCUUUCAAUAAAUUAGAAAAUACUUCAAACAAAUAUUUCUUGAAAAAUUCCUAUGUGGACGUAUCGUAAAUUACAUUGUUUUUAAUCGAGGAAAUAAAAUAAAACCUUUAAAUUACUUUUUCAAUAUAAGCUUUAAAGAAAAGGUACAAAAGU